Molecule: messenger RNA, 890 nt
Organism: Panicum hallii
Lineage: Eukaryota; Viridiplantae; Streptophyta; Magnoliopsida; Poales; Poaceae
Product: heavy metal-associated isoprenylated plant protein 20-like
Exons: 2
Coding region: 218-673 (151 amino acids)
Molecular function (GO): metal ion binding
Source: RefSeq, a predicted model, not a curated record
UGCAAAAUCAACCGGUAUGCCAGAUGCAUUUCGUUCUGCACAAACCUUUCUCUUGCAGGCAGCAGGCACUAUAUAAUCCUCCCCUUGCAUUCUGCUUCAAUCCUGAGCUUUUAUUUCACCCGUGGCCGAGCACAAGUACACCACAAACAACGACGAGAGGCCUUGUUACUCUGUUCAUAGCCACGACGUACAGUUGGUGAGGCACAUCAGAAACACCAUGGGCAUCCUGGACCACUUUUCCGAUCUCUGCAGCAUCACGGAGACCAAGGAGGCCCUCAAGCUCCGGAAGAAGCGCCCCCUGCAGACGGUAAACAUCAAGGUGAAGAUGGACUGCGAGGGGUGCGAGCGGCGGGUGAAGAGCGCCGUGAAGUCGAUGCGGGGCGUAACCAGCGUGGCGGUGAACCCGAAGCAGAGCAAGUGCACCGUGACGGGGUAUGUGGAGCCGGCCAAGGUGCUCGAGCGGGUGAAGAGCACGGGCAAGGCGGCGGAGAUGUGGCCCUACGUGCCCUACACGAUGACCACCUACCCCUACGUCGGCGGCGCCUACGACAAGAAGGCCCCGGCGGGCUUCGUCCGCAGCGCGCCGCAGGCCAUGGCCGACCCUAGCGCGCCGGAGGUCAGGUACAUGACCAUGUUCAGCGACGAGAACGUCAACGCAUGCACCGUCAUGUGAUCAUCCCGGGCGUGAGCCGCCGGCCGGCGAUGGCAGUGGCCACGGCCAUGUAUGCUCGUAUGCAAGCUAGCUAGUUCAGACAGAGCGCAAAAAAGAAAUAUAUAUAUUUGCCUUUAAUGAGUUUUUAUAUGUUAGGUGUAUUUAUGUCGAUGCAUGUGUUUGGUUAAUUGGUUUCAAAGAAGAAAAGCCAAUAGAAAGAAUGGCUAAUUUUGGAUUC